CGGUCCGACGCACACGUGUUUAGCGUUGCAGCACAUUUCAGUUUAUUUUUUUUCUCUCGAAAUAAGAAAAGUGAAUUAAACGAAAAGAAUAUUAUAAUGGCCGAUGUUGCAGAAACUACAAGUGCUGAAGUUAUCGCCGAUGUAAAACAGGCGGAAAAAGUUGAAGAUUCCAACGCAGCCGGCAAAAACGGAGAUGCCGAAAAAGAAGAAGACGAAUCGGCGGCACCCGCAACCGAUGAGAACAGCAAAGAGGAGCGCGCAAUCAUUCGGCAGGUUGAGUACUAUUUCGGCGAUGCCAAUCUGCAUCGCGACAAGUUCCUCAGUGAACAGAUCACAAAGAACGAGGGAGGAUGGGUGCCGCUAUCCGUGCUGGUCACAUUUAAACGUUUGGCAGCGCUCACCACAGACUUCGAUGAGAUCGUCAAUGCACUGAACAAAUCGGGCGAGGGGCUAGUAGAGAUCAGCGAGGAUAAGCAAAGCUUGCGUCGUCACACCGAACGGCCCAUACCCGAACACAAUGAGGAGCGUCGCAAAGAGAUUCAGGAGCGCACCGCCUACGCGAAGGGUUUCCCAUUGGAUUCGCAAAUGACCGAAAUUCUCGAUUUUGUCAGCGCCUAUGAGAAGGUGGUUAAUGUAACGAUGCGCAAACAUUAUGACAAACCCACCAAGUCGUACAAAUUCAAGGGCAGCAUUUUCGUCACAUUUGAGAAGAAGGAACAGGCGAGUGAAUUCCUGGCCAAGGACAAGAUUGUCUACAAGGAGCGCGAGCUGCUGCGCAAGUGGCAAGUUGAUUAUUUGAAGGAGAAACAGGAGGAAUACCAGAAGAAGAAUGAGAAACGCAAACUAAAGAAGGAGGCUAAAGCUGAGCCAGAAAUUGAUCUGCCUAAGAAUGCAAUUGUUGUGUUCGAGGGUGCUCCCGAUACUGUUACACGCGAGGAGAUACGCGAAGCCUUCGAAAAGGUCAAGGACUUUGAUAUUGCCUACAUUGAGUUCAACAAGGGCGACACUAAGGGCUCCGUUCGUCUCACAGAGGCGGAUGCCGCCGAGAAAUACAUUGCCAAAGUGGAGGAUGCCAAGCUUAAGUUCAACGAUGAAGUCUCCCUAACCCUGCGAAAGGCGAACGAUGAGGAAGAGAAAGAGUUCCUCGAUAAGGCCAUUGAAUUUAUGAAGAAGCGCCGCGACUUCUCACGUGGCAAGAACAACAAGCGUUUUGGACGCAAGCGUCACGGCGGACACGACAAUCGGAGCCACAGCAAGAAGCAGCGCUCCGAGUAGUGUGGCUCCCAAAAUCUUUGCUAGACUCCAUAUGAUAUGCAAAUGAAAAAUGUUAGUUCUAGUUGUUAGCUUUAAGCAAAUUGAUUUUGUGACAUCCAAUUGCUACUAUAUUACUAGAUUGAUUUCCAGUAACAUUAAGCAUAAGUCUGAGAUCCAAAUGUCUCGUGUGAAAUGUGUAUAGUUUACAUAAUAUGAGAGGAACUCUUAUUUAUUUUAUUUACUGAACAUUUUUUGUUUUCUUUGCUUAACGAAAUUAAAAAAAAAAAUAAAAAAAAACAGUUUGUAAUCAACAAUGUUAAAUUGUAUUUGAGCAGCUCCAUCGUCGGACCAAAUAACAGAAAAGUUUAAUUAUCAUUUCAAGUAAUAUGUGCAUAUACAUAUGUAUGAGCAUAAGCCACCUAGGCAUUAAAGCCACUUGAGCUGAAAUGUAUUCUCCAAGAAAAUAGUUUUGUAACUCUUUAAUAUGUAAAUUUAAUACAUAUUUUAAUUUACCUUUAGAGUAUAGAUUUAAACAACUUACGAACCAUCAAGAAUAAAUAACCUGCAUAUAAAAG
Molecule: messenger RNA, 1829 nt
Organism: Drosophila grimshawi
Lineage: Eukaryota; Metazoa; Arthropoda; Insecta; Diptera; Drosophilidae
Gene: La
Product: la protein homolog
Exons: 2
Coding region: 97-1275 (392 amino acids)
Biological process (GO): positive regulation of translation; RNA processing
Cellular component (GO): ribonucleoprotein complex; nucleus; cytosol
Molecular function (GO): RNA binding
Source: RefSeq, a predicted model, not a curated record